AUGAAACAGAAUCUGGGGCUCCUGAGACGAGGCGUCGGCGGCGGUCGUGGAGGCCAAGAGACAUGCUGUUCCGUCUGUCCUCUGGGUCAACAGACACGCAAACAACCAUCCAGCAGCCAGCAGUCAGCCAGCCGUCAUCCGAUUGGCCAGCUGCAUACAAUAUUUGGGCCUGCCUCGACUCAGACGGACAGAGCCGGAGACAGGCCAUCGAGAGCUGCAGCCUGGGGCCUGGUCAACGCGGUCCGGAUGGGCCCACCGGCGAGACAGUUGACACAAGAGAACCCGCAACACUGUGGCAGGGCUGAGGAGGCAGGCGAAUCGCCACACCUCGAGGCGGAAACAGGCACGCAGACAGACAGAUAA
Molecule: messenger RNA, 363 nt
Organism: Protopolystoma xenopodis
Lineage: Eukaryota; Metazoa; Platyhelminthes; Monogenea; Polystomatidea; Polystomatidae
Source: the annotation of a GenBank genome assembly